UCGAUUAGCCGCAUUGCAUUGGAUAGACGUUCAAUAAUGGCGGACACAUAUAGCCAAAUAGUUUUAGGGUCUGGACUAACUGUCCUUUCUCAUCCUCUUAUGUACAUCAAGGUUCUAGUUCAGGUUGGACAUGAACCUCAUCCACCUACACUUGGCAGAAACUUGUUUGGCAGACAGGUCUACCAGCUUCCUGGACUCUUUGCGUACGCUAAACACAUAAUAAAGAUUGAUGGAAAGAAGGGUCUGUUCAAGGGUCUUACCCCCAGACUGUUCGCAGGGACCAUCGGCACGGUUGUUCAUAGUAAAGUCCUGCAGAAAUGCCAAGAGAGCAAACUUGAGGUCAUGGGUGUUGGUCAGAAGUCAGAGGAGGGCUCGUUGCAGCAUGUUGUCAAUGAGACAACAAGAGAGAUGAUCGCACGCUCUUGUGCCACAGUCGUCACACAUCCAUUUCACGUAAUAACCCUCAGAUGCAUGGUCCAGUUUAUCGGAAGAGAGACCAAGUACAGUGGCAUCUUUGACUCCGUCGUCACGAUUUACAAAGAAGAAGGAAUCCUCGGGUUCUUCACUGGCCUAGUUCCCCGGCUUCUGGCCGACAUCUUUUCACUAUGGAUCUGCAACAUGCUUGCUCACUUUAUCAACACACACAUCUUAGAUGAGUCCAUGAGUCACACGAGCGAAAUGAAGAACUGUUCUCAGGCAGCCACUGGGUUUUUUGCUGGUAUCCUGACAUACCCCUUUGUCUUGGUCUCCAACUUGAUGGCAGUCAAUAACUGUGGGUUAGUAGGUGGUUCUCGACCUUAUGCCGAAAUCUAUCCCACCUGGUUGGACUGCUGGAAGCAUCUCAGCCGAGAGGGCAAUAUGAGCAGAGGAAACAGUUUAUUCUUCAGGAAGGCACCGGUGGGGAAGACGUACGCCAUCGAACAGAAGCGAUUCUUUUGAAUAGGGUGAAUUAAGGCGUAACCUAGAGAUUUGAGAUGACCUGUGUGGAGGAACUGCUAAUCUUUUGUAUGCACUUGUUUAAAGUAAAGCUUUCGUUUUUGGGUAAUCAGUCUGUCAGUUUUUCUCAACAACCUCAGAUUGAAACUGUAUUGUAAGAUGUCAUGAGAUACAAAACAUACAGCAUAGAAAAUCAGUAGUAACGUUUUCUAAUUAUAUGAGAGAUAAUUAAAAGAAUACGUCGCUCCAUCUCCAUUUUCCAGUACGGCAAUAUAGAAGCCAUAGCUUGAUUAUCGAUUUCUGAUCUUAAUCUUUCCAAAACAAACUUUCCCUUGUGUUUUAUGUAUCUGAUUGGAUUUCGAUCAUCAAUCACACUGUCACCACCUUGGCGGUUUAAUUAAACCGACCGACUGAUUCAUCGAAAAGAAGUUCCUCUUGUGCGAAAGCUGAUCAUGUGGCUUGUGAGACGGCGAGAUUCAUCUGUCCUGCUAAAUAGGGGGACUCAUGUUUGGGGUGGGGUGGGGGUUACACACCUGCUAGUUUAGUCGGAAUGGUUUGGACAGAUUAAGGAUAAGUGCCACUGCCUGCUCAGAUGCAUUUUGGUUGUAAAUGUGAAUGAACAUAUAAUUGAUCUGAAUAAAUGAAGAAAUGCCUUUUC
This is a messenger RNA of Trichomycterus rosablanca, 1594 nucleotides long. It is a transcript of the gene mtch2, whose product is annotated as mitochondrial carrier homolog 2. Bases 37 to 939 code for a protein of 300 amino acids. Gene Ontology annotation, cellular component: mitochondrion; membrane. Lineage: Eukaryota; Metazoa; Chordata; Actinopteri; Siluriformes; Trichomycteridae. The record is from RefSeq and is a predicted model, not a curated record. The transcript is spliced from 13 exons. Gene Ontology annotation, biological process: positive regulation of apoptotic process.